Caenorhabditis remanei is the source of this 333-nucleotide messenger RNA. RefSeq lists its product as uncharacterized. The record is from RefSeq and is a predicted model, not a curated record. NCBI's taxonomy places the organism in Eukaryota, Metazoa, Nematoda, Chromadorea, Rhabditida, Rhabditidae. The coding region runs from base 1 to 333 and encodes 110 amino acids. The transcript has a single exon.
AUGGCAUUCGAAUUCGGACCCGAAACGCCGCCCUUGACGACGCCAACCGAAGAAACAAAUGAUCUCGCGACUACAUCCAAGACUACGGAUAAGAAAACGGCGGUAGGCGGAGCUAAUGGUACAGUACCCGCCGGGCCAUCUCAAGAGUAUACUGUAAUCGCUGCAUCGGACUUUCCGUUGAGUGGAGUGUUCAUCGAGUUACAGAAACCGACAUGGCGGUGCAAAGUGGUCUAUCAUUCGGUUGAUAAGUGCUCGCACUGUGAUCCGGUAAGGACAAAUUUGCACUGUGAUACGGUAAGGACGAGAAUUUUGAAACAAAUAGGAUUUCGGUAG